This is a messenger RNA of Vigna umbellata (rice bean), 648 nucleotides long. Its product is annotated as ethylene-responsive transcription factor ERF095-like. The record is from RefSeq and is a predicted model, not a curated record. Gene Ontology annotation, molecular function: DNA-binding transcription factor activity; DNA binding. Gene Ontology annotation, biological process: regulation of DNA-templated transcription; ethylene-activated signaling pathway. Lineage: Eukaryota; Viridiplantae; Streptophyta; Magnoliopsida; Fabales; Fabaceae.
AAAAGGGUGACUUUCUUUAUAAAUAAUCCAUACAAAAAUUUGCAUAGGUUACAGACUUUAGCAGUGACUACAAUCACUAUGUGAUCCACAUUCGUUGAACACUAAAACCAAUCUCUAUCAUGGGGUGUCUGUCAUAAACUUUGAUAAUUUUCCAUUUUGUUUUCUCAUCCAUUGAAUGCAAUCAGUCCAAGGUAAAUUUCCAAAUAGUGAAGACUACAUACAGUGUUUGGUGAAUAUAAAAAGGCGAAGGGAAGUUAAAGAUUGGUGCAGAAGUGUGAGAGAAUGGAGGAGUUAAAGGAAAAGGUGAGUGAAAAGGAAACAGAGAAAAUAAAGUACAGAGGAGUAAGAAGGAGGCCAUGGGGAAAGUUUGCAGCAGAGAUUAGAGAUUCAGCUAGAAAUGGAGCUCGCGUGUGGCUUGGGACCUUUAACACUGCUGAGGAAGCAGCAAGAGCUUAUGAUCGUGCUGCCUUUGAAAUGAGAGGUGCUAUGGCCAUUCUCAACUUCCCACAUGAACACCCUCCUUUCACUUCAUCAUCUAAAACUGAACAUGCUAAACAAGUUGUCGUAUUUGAGUGUCUCGAUGACAAAUUGUUGGAGGAACUCCUUGAUUGUGAUCACAAAAACAUGAAUCACAACUUCGCCAACUAG